Molecule: messenger RNA, 1294 nt
Organism: Panicum virgatum (switchgrass)
Lineage: Eukaryota; Viridiplantae; Streptophyta; Magnoliopsida; Poales; Poaceae
Product: BTB/POZ and MATH domain-containing protein 2-like
Exons: 3
Coding region: 1-963 (320 amino acids)
Biological process (GO): protein ubiquitination
Molecular function (GO): protein binding
Source: RefSeq, a predicted model, not a curated record
AUGGCCAUGUCUUCGUUCGCCGGCGUAUCUGUCGUCGGAGGCGGCGGCAGUCCGCCGCAAGAUGCCUCGGCCACCAUGCCCGUCAAGUACAGUGGGUACCACCUGCUAGUUGUCAAUGGGUACUCGCGCAUCAAGGACCGCCCCAAUGGCAGCAAGUGCAUUAUUGCAUCUCGCCAUUUCAGAGUCGGAGGCUACCGCUGGGUUAUCGAGUGCUACCCCAAUGGCUACGAAUCAGGCCAUGACGGCAAGCUAACCUUUUAUCUCGUCCUUGGUCAAGGUAAUGUUGUGGAUCCUGUGAUGGCGCAGUAUGAGUUCAGCUUCGUCGUUGAUCAGGCUCACAACAGCGACUCGCCCCAGCCGCAGCUGGCACCAGCAUCAGCAAACCGAACAGAGCUUGAUAUUGAACAGGAUAUCUCUGGCCUCCUUAAGUCCGGCGUGGGCGCCGAUGUGACGUUUCAGGUCGGCAAUGCGAAGUUUGCCGCACACCGGUGCGUGCUUGCAGCCCGGUCCGCCGUCUUCAAGGCUCAGCUCUUUGGCCCCAUGAAGGAGGGCACAAGUACCAGUGUCAUACAUGUGAACGACAUGGAGGAACAGGUGUUCAAGCAUUUACUUGACUUCAUCAAUAGUGAUUCAGUGCCGGAGCUGGAAACAGAGGAAGAAGACGUGAUGUGGCAGCACUUGCUUGUUGCGGCAGAUAGAUAUGAUCUCCCGAGGUUGAGGCUGAUCUGCGAACAAGAGCUGUGUGACAGCUCCAUCAACACGAGCACAGUCGCGAACAUCCUCGCGCUAGCUGAGGAGCACCAUUGCCUAGAGCUGAAGGAGGACUGCUUGAACUUCCUUGACUGCCCUGCUCAUCUGCAGGACGUGAUGGCGGCCGGCGGCUUGGAACAGCUGGGAAGCAGCUGCCCUUCAGCCCUGAUAGAUCUCAUUGCCAAGCUUGCGUCACUUAAGCAUGAUAACUGACAAGUGAUGGUACUCAUUGUCAUUGGACUUGAGUAAGGUAGAUUGAGCUGAUUGGUGAUGAAGCUAGAAGUGAGUAACCAAAAAGCUACGGGACGAAGAAUGUCUGGGAAUUGGGAAUUUGGGAUCCUGCUGGUCUUUCUUUCCUAAGUUAUAUGAUGCCCUGAGCUUUAAGCUUUUGUUUCUAUUCCGUUGGCUUUUUCCAGGUAGUCAGUCCCUUGUUUCGUAAGGCGCUAGCAUAGUACUAUCGAGGCUUAAACUCCUCAUUUUCAGUAUCUGUUGCGUUUAAGCUGUCUGUUCCAGCUCAAAACCUUUUUGAUUUUACUAUCUUAAU